UUGUAUGGGCGAUGGGUGCAGCCUGCGGCGCGUGCGACCCCCAGCUCGAUGGAUGCCGCGUGGAAGCCCAUUCCACCGGACGGCAGCUGUAAACUGCUCGGCCCUGUGCUUCCCAUCGGCUCCACAUCGGCAGACGGCUCGGCUCCGCAUCGACUCAGGACUCAGCCCUGCCUUCCCAGCGCGGCCCUCCUCUCCUCUGACUCCGCAGUCGCCAGAGCACGGCGCGGCCUGUACCCGCGGUGUCCGGGGAGGUCGCGAACGACGACUGGGCGGCUCGACGAGGCGCGUCUGGUGCAGCGCCUGCAGCAGUGGUCGCCUGCGCAGACGGGCAGGGAGAGGAGAGGGAGACGGGAGUGGCGGCGGCGGAUUGGGAGGAGCUCCAGAGGUGGCGGCGGCGAAUUGGGAGGGGCUCCAGAGGUUUGCGCCGUCCUCUCGGCGACAUGAGCCUCUGCCUGGGCGCCCUCGCCGUCCACUACGACAGACCCUAUGGAUUUGGAUCAGUUUGGAUACUCUGGGAAAUUGGAGCGAUAUGGAUUUGCAAGAAACAGGAUGUGGCACCUGCUGCAGCAGCGUGACCCAUCUGACAUGAUUCAGGAACUAUGGGAUUCCUUGAAGAACUGAAAGUGUGCAUGAAUGUAGAUGUUUCAGAAGUACGGAUAGGUUGUCAACAAUUGUAUCAGUGUUGAGUUCAUUGAUACCUGUGAAAAUAGUGGUUCACAAGAAUAAUGUAAAAUGUGAUUUGUAUCUGAAAUAUAUUUGGAUGUUUUGAAA
Messenger RNA from Phragmites australis (common reed), 771 nucleotides. RefSeq lists its product as uncharacterized. The coding region runs from base 5 to 589 and encodes 194 amino acids. NCBI's taxonomy places the organism in Eukaryota, Viridiplantae, Streptophyta, Magnoliopsida, Poales, Poaceae. The record is from RefSeq and is a predicted model, not a curated record. The transcript is spliced from 2 exons.